Enterobius vermicularis (human pinworm) is the source of this 771-nucleotide messenger RNA. The record is from the annotation of a GenBank genome assembly. Lineage: Eukaryota; Metazoa; Nematoda; Chromadorea; Rhabditida; Oxyuridae.
AUGCUUCGUAUUACGAAUCUGGUAGAACCCAAGGAUAUAGCCCUUAUGCACAAAAAACAGCCACUUCGGAGACCGCAGAAACGUACAGGUUCACAAUCUACAGGUCCAAGUGAGAUCGUGUAUCACUCAUCCACUGAUGAAACUGUUCCGGGUGAUAAACCUAAAACAACGGUGGAAAGUGCUUUAAAGUCAUCGGCAACUGAAACAAUUGAAAAAACUGUUGUUUCUAAUGAGACAGUACAAGUGGGUAAUGCAUCACUGAUCGAGUCAAAUAAUGAAACAGACGUCUCUACGCAAACGGAGGCCAGCAAUGUGUCUUCAACUGCCACUGGUGAAACAAUAAACACUUCCAUACAGGGGACUGCUGAGGCUGGCAGCAGCAGUGUUCAAAUACUAAUGUCCAACACGUCUCAAGAUAUAACUACUGCAGCAAAUGCUGAACUUACUCUUUCAAAUGUUUCGGAUGCUACGUUGGCAAACGACUCCAGCAAAAGCGUUGAAACAGUUUCGGGAGCAAGCGGUAAUGCAACUGCCAGUUUGAUUGAUUCUCCGAGCAACAACACCGAAGAAACCUUCUUAAACCAAACUGCAUCAAAUAUUGCUGUUGAAGAGCGUGCAAAUAUUACUGCAUUAGAUGGUUCUGAGAAAUCAGUUGAGCCUAAAAACAUCAUGACCAAAGAAGAAAAUCUUUCAUCUGCUAACGUAUCUGUUGAAGACGACGGUACAAUUAUAACAAGGCUCGGUACAAGCAGACGAAAGCUACUGUAUUAG